Molecule: messenger RNA, 3265 nt
Organism: Panicum virgatum (switchgrass)
Lineage: Eukaryota; Viridiplantae; Streptophyta; Magnoliopsida; Poales; Poaceae
Product: replication protein A 70 kDa DNA-binding subunit C-like
Exons: 2
Coding region: 164-2947 (927 amino acids)
Biological process (GO): telomere maintenance via telomerase; meiotic cell cycle; DNA replication
Cellular component (GO): nucleus; DNA replication factor A complex
Molecular function (GO): zinc ion binding; single-stranded telomeric DNA binding; damaged DNA binding
Source: RefSeq, a predicted model, not a curated record
CUCUCUCUCUCUCCUGUUCAGUUUCCCACCCCUCUCGGCGCGGCGGAACCGCCGCCUCCCCAAAAUCCUGUUAACCCUCUUGCUUGUUGCUUCCUCCCCCAAAAUCGAGUCUCCUCCUCUUCCUUCCCACGGAAGCCUCCAGAACAGAAAUCCCCCGCGCGCGAUGGCGGCGCCGGUGCAGCUGACCCCCGGCGGGGUGCCGCUGGUCUCCAAUCACGUCGCCGGCGCCGAGACGGUGCAGGCGGUGCUGCAGGUGCUUGACGUGCGGGCUGUCGUCCACAAGAGCAACGACAACCCCGGCGGCUCCAACCGCUACCGGAUGCUGCUCUCCGACGGCGUCUACUCGCUGCAGUCCAUGCUCGCCACCGCCGAGAACCAUCACAUCCGGGACGGCUACAUCCAGAAGGGGUCCAUCAUCCACCUCCAGGAGUACACCUGCAGCACCAUCAAGACACGCAGGAUCACUAUUGUUCUCAAACUUGAUGUUCUGCAAACUGAGUGCGAGAUAAUCGGAAGCCCCAAACCCUAUGAGUUGGUAAACCCACCUACGGAGCAGGCCCCCAACUUACCGGCCAAUGCUGCUCAAGUUAAUAGUGGAGCAUAUUCCAGUGGCCCAGGCAUGCUGGGAUCUUCUGUUGCUCCAAGGGUAGCACAGGUUGCUAAUAAUGUAUCACAGGGUGGAUCCUACGGUGGUCAUCCGGGUAUGGUGAACCCUCCAAUUGGUCGAGCAGUAGAUCAUGUUCCUAAUGUGUCAUCUGGGGGCUCUUACGGUUCUUAUGGUACAGCUUCAGCACAUAAUACAAUGAAUGCUGACAUGGUGCAGUCAAACUUGCAGCAGCCUUCACUGAACUCUCACCAGAACCAAAGGUUUGCAGUUCCUGCCAUGGCUGGUGGCAGUAGUGCUCCUGUCAAUACAAUGAAUGCUGACAUGGUGCAGUCAAAUUUGCAGCAGCCUUCACUGAACUCUCACCAGAACCAAAGGUUUGCAGUUCCUGCCAUGGCUGGUGGCAGUAGUGCUCCUGUCAAUACUUACGGCCUCCCUGCACAGCCGUUUUAUCAGCAACCACCUCCAGGGCAUAUGAAUAGAGGUCCUGUUACUAAGAAUGAAGCUACCCGUGCUAUUCCAGUGGCUCAAUUGAACCCCUACCAAGAAAGAUGGACAAUCAAGGCUAGGGUGACUUCAAAGACUGAUCUUAAGCACUUCAAAAAUGACAAAGGUCCUGGAAAAGUCUUCUCCUUUCAUCUCCUUGAUGCACAGGGUGGAGAAAUCCGUGCAACAUGCUUCAAUGUGCAGGCUGAUCAGUUUUUUGACCUAAUUGAGGUUGAUAAGGUGUACUUGAUAUCUAGAGGGUCGCUGAAACCUGCACAGAAGAAGUUUAACCCUUUGAAUCAUGAGUAUGAAAUAACUCUGGAUUUCAAAACUUCUAUUGAAGUUUGCCCUAAUGAUGAUAGCAGCAUCCCUAGGCAGCAAUACAAUUUCCAUCAGAUAAGCGAAAUUGAGAACAUUGAGGUUAAUUCUAUUGUGGACUUGGUUGGGAUUGUUACAUCAGUUUGCCCUUCUGCCACACUAACACGGAAGGAUGGUUCGGAAACCCAGAAAAGAACUCUUCAACUGAAAGACAUGUCUGGUCGAAGUGUGGAAGUAACCUUAUGGGGGAAAUUCUGUGAUGCUGAAGGCCAGAAGCUGCAGUCUCUGUGUGAUUCUGGUUUGAAUCCUGUACUAGCUUUGAAAAGUGUCCGUGUUACUGAAUUCAAUGGUAGAUCUGUGAGCACCAUCAGCUCAACCCAGUUAAAAAUAGACCCAGACUUUCCUGAGGCUGAUAAGUUGCAACACUGGUAUGCAACUGAAGGGAAGACUGCUGCUUGUGUUUCUUUGUCAGCUGCAAGUAGUAUGGGCAAGACUGAUAUCCGGAAAACAGUUGUGCAGAUCAAGGAUGAAAAUCUGGGGCGAUCAGAGAAGCCGGACUGGAUCACUGUUAAAGGUGCAAUUUCGCAUGUAAACACUGAUAGUUUUUGUUACCCUGCAUGUACAUGGGAGCUGAAUGGUAGGCAGUGCAACAAAAAGGUGAUAAAUAAUGGUGAUGGGACAUGGCUUUGUGAGAAAUGCGACCAGAGAUUAGAAAAGUGUGAAUAUAGGUACUUGCUGCAGUGCCAGAUCCAGGAUCACACUGGGCUCACCUAUGCUAAUGCAUUCCAUGAGCCUGGUUUGGAGAUACUUGGCUACAGCGCUGAAGAGCUUUAUAACAUAAAAGAAGAAGAUGCAGAACGAUUUGCAGAGAUCAUACAGGGGGUUCGCUGGCAGCAGUUUCUAUUCAAGCUGAAAGUCUAUGAGGAGACCUUUAACGAUGAGCAGCGAAUCAAGUGCCAAAUUACAAAAGCAGAGAAGCUGGAUUUAUCGAGAGAAUGCUCUUACCUUCUGAAGGCGAUUGGUGCCCUAUUGCAGGAUGAUACAGGCUCACCAUCUGAGGUUCAAGGCGCCAGCAUGGCCUAUAAUGCUGGUCUCAAUAACUCCAGCACUCGACAAAGCGUGCCAGCCUCCAACAUCCCCCAUGCCACGAGUAUGCCCACCCCAAAGUAUGGUGAGUCUGCGAACCAGUUUGGGCAGCAAGCUAACCCAUAUGGCGGGAUGUCCGCUCCAUUUUCAGCGACACGGAAUGUGCAGACCUGCAUGUCUUGUGGGUCAAGUGGGCACAAUGCCCAGAACUGCCCUUCUGGCAUAUAUAGGCAGCAGCAGCAGCAGCCUGCUGCGAACACAGCUAUCUCCUACGGCUCUUCACCUGGUGAUGUUGGCUCUGGUCUGUGUUACAAAUGCAAUCAGCCUGGGCACUUUGCCAGAAAUUGCCCUGGUGUGGGUGCUGCACCCCAGCAGCAGCCGUAUGGGAGCGGCGUUGCAUCGGGAGCAUAUGGUAGGCCGCCCAACGUUAGGGUUAGGGCUACGAAUUACUGAGGUCAGUAUCUUCCGAAUCCAGUGUUCCUAGUUUUUGUUGAGAUGUCGGUCUGUAUGGCAUCACUGCGUCUGUGUAAAGUAGAUAACCGUUUCUUGUGUGGUUAUCUGAAUCUGAACUAUGUAUGGAUACUAUGAUCAGCGUUUAUAUUCCUUCUAUAUGCUUCUUGUAUAAUGGUGUGUGGAGAAUCCUCUCGUUUGUCUUUUGAAUUCGUGGUCUGUAUUUAGGCUCGUCAGCAGCUUAUAAACUGUAAGCUUCUGUAAAUUUGAAGGAACGCCCAGUGCGACUCAUCUUUAAAUUAUGAGCAUUUCGUUUCCUUU